CAGACAGGUCAGUCAAACUGGUGUAUUCUUUCUUCCCCCCCUCUCCUUUAGCAGUUGAACUGACACCAACACGGCAACACCCAAAACCCCAAAACCGAAUAAUUAAAUUCAAUAUACCGUUUCCGUGACCUUUUAACUUCUUCCAUCUCUCUCCUCUCUUUUUACACUAAAACCCUAAAAAAUCAUCUUCACUCUUUGACUCUUUCAUCAUCAAAUCAAUCCCAACUCUGAAAACUCCUGCAAAUUUGCAGAGCACACAGUGCAACGAUAAUGAAGGAUUGGGCGCAGUCUUCUGUGUAUGUGCCACCACACCAGAGGCUGAGGUCAGUCAUCACCGUCCCUUCUUCAACUUCCAUUAAUGACGCACAUUCUCCAGCUCGCACUACCAGUAUCGAUAAUCACCAAGGUCUCACUUCAAUCCCUAACCCUAAUUUUGAUGCUAGAAUUAGUCAGAAUAACCAGAAUCAAGGUAGUGCUGCUGCUGCUGGAGGAGGAUAUUUUCAGUUUAAUCAGCAGCGGAACCUGUCGCCUUCGAGUCCGAAUCAACAUCAGAAUGGAAAUGUGAAUUGGAAUUCCGAGAGCUUUCACUACAAGUUCUAUAACCGGCCCAAGAAUUAUUUGUUUAAUGGUGAUCGCCAGCUUACUCAUUCUCAGCCAAAGUCUGGCGUCGUUGAUGAGGUUUCGGAAGAGGGUUCGGACCGCGAAUUUGGGGAGUUUGAGCCUUCUUCUUAUCCUUCUGGGUCUGGUCCAACUGCUGGUAAUGUGGAGCACUGGAAAUCAAAGCUGAACAUGCUUCUACGGGACAAGGACAAACAAGAAUUGAUAUCCAGGGAGAAAAAGGACCGACAUGACUUUGAGCAGAUCGCUAAUGUGGCAAACAAGAUGGGUUUGUAUAGCCAUUCAUACGUCAAAGUAGUAGUUUUUAGUAAGAUCCCACUGCCGAAUUACAGAUUCGAUCUUGAUGAAAAGCGUCCUCAGAGAGAGGUUGCAAUAGAUUGUAGUUUGCAGAGGAGAGUGGAUGCUUAUCUUGCCGACUAUCUUUCUCACAAAGCUAAGAGCGCAAAUAUUUUACAUGAUAAUGGACUUUCAAGAUCAAGUAGUAGCGGUAGCAUUGCCACUGAUGAAGGUUUCUUUGAGCAACCAGAACCUCUGAACCUUAGCAGUUCUGUCAUGGAGAGAAUCAUAAGGCGCAGAAACUUGCAGCUUCGUGAUCAGCAGCUUGCUUGGCAGGAAUGUGCUGAAGGAAGGAAAAUGCUGGAGUUCCGUAUAAGCCUUCCAGCAUUCAAGGAGAGAGAUGCACUGAUAAGAGCCAUUGCAUGUAAUCAGGUCAUCAUUGUCUCUGGGGAAACAGGUUGUGGUAAAACUACUCAAAUUCCACAAUUUAUUUUGGAGUCUGAAAUAGAAUCUAGCCGUGGAGCAUCAUGCAGUAUAAUAUGUACUCAGCCAAGACGAAUAUCGGCACUUUCGGUGGCCGAGAGGGUUGCUGCAGAGCGAGGGGAGAAAUUGGGAGAAUCUGUUGGUUAUAAAGUUCGGUUGGAGGGGAUGAAAGGGAGAGAUACGCGGCUUCUGUUUUGCACUACAGGCAUCUUGCUGCGGAGAUUACUUGUUGACAGGACUUUGAAGGGAAUAACUCAUGUUAUUGUGGAUGAGAUUCACGAACGUGGGAUGAAUGAAGAUUUUCUUCUUAUUGUGCUCAAAGAGCUACUUCCUCGUAGACCGGAGUUGAAGUUGAUUUUGAUGAGUGCGACUUUAGAUGCUGAGCUUUUCUCUUCUUAUUUUGGCGGUGCUCCUCUUGUCAACAUUCCAGGAUUCACGUACCCUGUUCGAACUCAUUUCCUAGAGGAUAUGUUGGAAAUAUCUGGAUAUAGAUUGACUCCUUACAAUCAGAUAGAUGAUUAUGGUCCAGAUAGAUCGUGGAAGAUGAAUAAACAAGGCUUCAGGAAAAGGAAGAGUCAGAUUGCCUCUGUUGUUGAGGAUGCACUUGCUGCUGCAGACUUCAGAGACUAUAGUACACAGACCAGGGAAUCUUUAUCCUGUUGGAAUCCAGAUUCUAUGGGAUUUAAUCUUAUUGAACAUAUACUUUGCCAUAUUUGUGAAAAGGAAGGGCCGGGUGCUGUGUUAGUUUUCAUGACCGGAUGGGAUGACAUAAGCUCACUUAAGGAUAAACUCCAAGCUCAUCCUGUCUUCGGAGAUCCGAGUAGAGUCUUGUUGCUUGCUUGUCACAGUUCGAUGGCAAGUUCUGAACAGAGGUUAAUAUUUGAGAAACCAGAAGAUGGAGUGCGCAAAGUAGUGCUGGCUACGAAUAUUGCGGAGACCAGUAUCACAAUUGAUGAUGUGGUCUUUGUUCUUGACUGUGGUAAGGCAAAGGAGACGUCAUAUGAUGCCUUAAAUAAUACACCUUGCUUGCUUCCUGCUUGGAUCUCAAAGGUUUCCGCUCAGCAGAGAAGAGGAAGGGCUGGUCGUGUUCAACCUGGAGAAUGUUACCAUCUGUAUCCAAGAUGUGUAUAUGAUGCUUUUGCAGAUUACCAGCUUCCAGAAAUCCUGAGGACACCUCUGCAGUCCCUUUGUCUGCAGAUCAAAAGUUUAAAACUUGGCAGCAUCUCUGAGUUCCUGUCCAGAGCUCUGCAGUCACCUGAAUUACUGGCGGUUCAAAAUGCAAUAGAAUAUUUGAAGGUUAUCGGGGCAUUGGACACAAAUGAAAAUCUCACUGUUCUAGGUAGGUACCUAACAAUGCUACCAAUGGAGCCAAAGCUUGGGAAAAUGCUUGUAUCAGGCGCUAUAUUUAGCUGUCUGGAUCCAGUGUUGACUAUAGUUGCUGGCCUCAGCAUCAGAGAUCCCUUUCUGACACCCAUGGACAAGAAAGACCUUGCAGAGGCUGCUAAAGCGCAGUUCUCGCGCGAUUAUAGUGACCAUCUUGCACUUGUUCGCGCGUAUGAUGGAUGGAAGAGUGCUGAGAAAGAGUACGGUGGUCAUGACUACUGCUGGAAAAAUUUUCUCUCAGUACAGUCCAUGAAAGCUAUUGAUUCUCUUCGGCGGGAAUUCUAUACUUUGUUGAAGGAUACUGGACUAGUUGAUGACAAUUCAUCCUUCUUCAAUGGAUGGAGCCAGGACGAUAAGCUUCUUCGUGCUGUUAUAUGCUAUGGAUUGUAUCCAGGAAUCUGCUCUGUUGUGCAUAAUGAGAAGUCAUUGUCAUUAAAGACAAUGGAGGAUGGUCAGGUGCACCUGUACUCGAACUCUGUCAAUGCUCGUGAGCCGAGAAUCCCAUAUCCAUGGCUUGUUUUCAAUGAGAAAAUUAAAGUAAACUCAGUUUUCCUCCGUGAUUCUAGUGCAGUGUCAGAUUCAAUGGUCUUACUGUUUGGAGGAAACAUUGUCAAAGGUGCAACGGAUGGGCAUCUAAUUAUGUUGGGAGGAUACUUGGAAUUUUUUAUGAAACCUGUGAUGGCAGAAACUUACUUGAACCUAAAGAGAGAACUGGAGGAUUUUGUGCAGCUGAAGCUCCUAAAUCCUAAGAUGGAUACACAUGCUUAUCAGGACCUUCUGUCUGCUACGAGGCUUUUGGUUUCAGAGGAUAAUUGUGAGGGCCGAUUUGUGUUUUGCCGCCAGAAUUUAAAGUCUACUACUAAAUCUGUUUCGCCAAUGGUGCCGACAUUGUCGUCUAGAACUCAAAGUGGACCUGGUGGUGAUAACUCCAAGAGUCAGCUUCAAACCUUAGUUACUAGGGCAGGUUAUACAGCCCCUAUAUAUAAAGUGAAACAACUGUCAAAUAAUCAGUUCAGAGCGACUGUAGAGUUCAAUGGAAUGCAGAUAAUAGGUCGGCCUUGCAAUAACAAGAAGAGUGCAGAAAAAGAUGCAGCUUCUGAAGCUUUAGAAUGGCUAAUGGGUGGGACCCAAAUGGGAAACGAGCAAGUCAAUCACAUGUCGAUGCUGCUGAAAAAGAGCAAGAGGUAUCACAACUGAUGCUGACUUGUACAUACUGCAAUGGCGGGUGGCUGAGCAGAUCUUUGAAAAGGUGCGCAGAAAGCCAGAUGAGGCCUCAGAUUGCGCAAUUGUGUGAUCUGGCUUGAGUCUGAUCGUUCACCAGGCUGAUUUAGAACACCCAGCAUACUGGUGAAAGAAUACCUUGGAAUGUCAUGGUUUAUAAUUCAAGGUGGAAAAAAUUUCUCAGAAGAAAGUGACUAGAGACAACAAUUAGCUGUACAAAAAUCUUGGAGAUGUCUUUUGUAGCUUCCAAGUGUUUGGUGGCUACCACCACAUACUGCUGUUUUUUGGCUGUAAAUUAGGAUUUGGAUGGAGGGGUUUGUGAGGAUGGGGGCAGAAAUGACUAGGAAGGGAAAUUUCCUUCAUUUUCAUUGCAGGAUAUAUUGCCCUAUUUUGGGAAAUUUAUCACGUGAAAGUGGAAACCGGAUUCUGUAAUGUAAAUUGAAACUGGAGGCGCUUAGGGACCCGUAGCCAUUCCAUUUGUACAAAAAAUAAUUUGUGUCGCAGUAUAGCAUUAUUGAAUAGAUAUGCAUCUCCUGCUCCUUUGUACUGUAUGUAUGAUUUGAAGUCAUUAUAUAUGGAGGCCAGGAUAUCCAAUUUUUUGUUGCUGUA
Molecule: messenger RNA, 4590 nt
Organism: Beta vulgaris subsp. vulgaris (sugar beet)
Lineage: Eukaryota; Viridiplantae; Streptophyta; Magnoliopsida; Caryophyllales; Amaranthaceae
Product: DExH-box ATP-dependent RNA helicase DExH5, mitochondrial
Exons: 19
Coding region: 271-3957 (1228 amino acids)
Cellular component (GO): nucleus; intracellular anatomical structure
Molecular function (GO): RNA binding; ATP binding
Source: RefSeq, a predicted model, not a curated record